Molecule: messenger RNA, 2561 nt
Organism: Syngnathoides biaculeatus (alligator pipefish)
Lineage: Eukaryota; Metazoa; Chordata; Actinopteri; Syngnathiformes; Syngnathidae
Gene: orc3
Product: origin recognition complex, subunit 3
Exons: 22
Coding region: 299-2470 (723 amino acids)
Biological process (GO): DNA replication initiation; DNA replication
Cellular component (GO): DNA replication preinitiation complex; nuclear pre-replicative complex; nuclear origin of replication recognition complex
Molecular function (GO): DNA replication origin binding
Source: RefSeq, a predicted model, not a curated record
CAAAACUGAAGUCGCUACCCGCCAUCUUGAUACUCCCACAACAACCAUGCCGACCUGUGCAAUUAAUCGCCUGUUUUGUGGCUGAUCAGCGACUAGGACACGUUGAAAGACUUUUCUUCUGCCAACAAGAUGUUGCAGGCAGGAUUAGAAGUUGUGAACGCAACCCUUUUCCGGCAACGUCAUUAUGGCGGGAAGUAGCAGGCUCGUCACUGCCGGAAGCAGUCUAAGAAGGAACCGGUGAAUGGUGUGGCGUCACUUUACGGUGUGACGGGACGCAUUGUUCAAAAACAAUACUGAAAUGUCCACCACCUCGUCAGUGUCAACGGGUUGUUUUGUUUUCAAGCCAAAAUCCAAGAAGAAGAAGAAAACAUCCCCCAGUUUAGACGACUAUUUCACUCGUGGUUGUGAAGAUGCUGAGACCAGUGACAUACGGUUCAGACUCUUUCAUGAACUAUGGAACAAGAUUAAAACGGAUACAGAGCUUUUGCAGGAUGAGCUCAACAGGCAAAUCCUGGACAGCUUGCUGGACUUCACCAGAAAGUGCUCCUCCACUCGCCAAGACGACCACUGGGCUUCCCAGAUGAGGGCCAGCGAGAUUCCUACAGCGGCGCUAAUGCUUGGGGUGAACAUGCCUGACCACGAUAUGACCUUCCAGAGUCUGUCUGAGCUGCUUCAGCAGUCAGUCACACCUCACGUGGCCUGUGUCCAAGCCAAAGAGUGUGCAGCUUUGAAGCACUUGAUGAAGAGGGUAUUGGAGCGAUUGAUGCACACGGUGGUUGCUACUGCUGCUGAUGAUGAGGAAGAAGAAGAGCAGGAAGAGGUUGCAAUAAAGCAGGGCAUGACUCCGCUACACAAAAGCGUGCACUGCUCCCUGAGUGUGCUCUCCAAAUGGUACAACACACAAACAAAGAAAUCCAGCACUCCUGGGAAAAAGCGCAGUUCUCCAAGUAAAGACCAUCGUCCCCCGGUUGUCAUUAUUUUCAAAGAUUUUGAAGCCUUCAACCAAAAAGUUCUUCAGAAAUUCAUUCUCAUCUGCAGUCGAUACAUCGAGUGUCUUCCCCUCAUGUUCAUAUUCGGCAUUGCCACGUCGCCGAGCACCAUCCAGCACAUGCUGCCCCACUCAGUGUCGUCACUGUUGUGCAUCGAGCUCUUCCAGUCUCUGUCGUGCACUCAGCACCUUUCCACUGUCAUGGAUAAGUUGAUCCUGACAUCAAAGUUCCCUUUUAAGAUGACUGGCAGAGUGAUGCAGGUGCUGAUUAGCCUCUUCCUCUAUCACGACUUCUCUGUGCGAAACUUCAUCAAGGGUGUGCAGAUGGCCCUCCUGGAGCACUUCCACUCACAACCUCUCAGCAUCCUGUGCUGCAGCAAGCAGGAAGCACUGCGUAAUGUUGCGCAUCUCAACCACGAGAGCCUGGAGAGGAUCAGGCAGCUGCCUUCGUUCAGCAGGUAUCUUGACAAGCAAGAAUCCCAAGAGCAGGUUGGACUGUUAAAAGAGGAUGCUCACUUAAAGGAGGUUUGCCAAAAGCUGAUAAAGGAACUGCAUGAAUACCACAAGAAGUAUUAUCCCACCCUGAGGUGUCUUCAUGCUUUGACCUCCUCGCUGCCUCGCUAUCCCCUUGGAAAACAGAUCCGGGAGCUCCAUUUAAUUUGCCUGGAGAAGAAUGUUUGGGAGACGGAGGAUUAUCAGUCAGCCAUGAAGCUUCUUAAGAUGUUGGCCAAAGACGAACUGAUCGCUUUGCUCCAAAGAUGCGUGGAGAUUCUGCAGCCCCCCAACUCAAAGAUGAAGAGCGCCCUAGUCCAGUUGGAAGACAUGCUCAGCAAAUUUAAGCAGUUGGACGGGGCCAGUGAGGUGAUGACAUGUGACGAUGAGAUCCCGAUUUCACCUAUGAAGAACCUUAAGAAAACUGACCUGUACCAGCUGCAGAAGGCUCUUCUGGAGAUGAACGAGUCUAGAAGAAGGAAGAAAUGCAGUCCCUUUGAGAAUCUGCGAAGUGAAGCGGUCACAUUUAUCGACAACCUCGUAAAGAGUCACCUGUCUCCUCCAGAGUCCCAGACGCUGAAUGAAGUGUGCUACUACAGCUCUUCGUCGUCUGUGAGACGCUACCUUAACGCCACACCCCGCACCUCCAUUCAGGCCGCACUCAGCAGCCCCUACUAUUAUCUUCGGAAUGAAAGCCUAAAAACAGAUGACGGGAGUGUUUCCAACGCGGCGCCUGACAUCUGCAUCGUUUACAAGCUGCACUCGGAGUGUGGCCGCCUCAUCAAUCUCUACGACUGGAUGCAAGCCUUCUCUACUGUGGUGUCUGCAGCGGAGGGCAAUGAUCCAAAUUCGGACAACUUUGGCAAAGUGGAUGAUGUCAAACAUGCUCGGUUCAUCCGGGCUGUGUCAGAGCUGGAAUUUUUGGGGUUCAUAAAGUCCACCAAGCAGAAGACAGACCAUGUGGCCCGACUCACUUGGGGAGGAUGCUGACCAUUAGUCCAAUAACAAAAUAUAAAUUCCCUCUGAAAUGUUUUUUUUUUGUAGUUUUCUCCCAUUAAUUAAAGCUGUCUGAUACCUUAGA